Pedinophyceae sp. YPF-701 is the source of this 576-nucleotide messenger RNA. NCBI's taxonomy places the organism in Eukaryota, Viridiplantae, Chlorophyta, Pedinophyceae. The record is from the annotation of a GenBank genome assembly.
AUGCCGUCCACCACGUACUAUCGGAACUACUCGAAGACCUUCAAGAAGCCGCGAAGGCCGUUCGAGAAGGAGCGCAUUGACGCUGAGCUGAAGAUCGUGGGCGAGUAUGGGCUGAGGAACAAGCGUGAGCUCUGGCGCGUGAACCUGGUUCUGUCCAAGAUCCGCAACGCCGCCAGGACCAUGCUCACCAUGGACGAGAAGGACCCCACGCGCAUCUUCGAGGGCAACGCCCUCAUGAGGCGCCUCAUCCGCUACGGGCUCCUGGACGAGGCCCACAAGCAGCUCGAUUACGUGCUCUCGCUCAAGGUGGAGGACUUCCUCGACCGGCGCCUGCAGACGGUGGUGUUCAAGUCGGGUCUGGCCAAGUCGGUGCACCACGCGCGCGUCCUGAUCAAGCAGGGCCACAUCCGCGUGGGCAAGCAGAUCGUGAACGUGCCGUCGUUCAUGGUGCGCGUCGAGAGCGAGCGCCACAUCGACUUCGCCCUCAACUCGCCCUUCGGCGGCGGCCGGCCGGGCCGCGUCAAGCGCAGGAACCAGGCCGCCAAGGCCGGCGGCGGCGACGACGACGACGAGUAA